Messenger RNA from Callithrix jacchus (white-tufted-ear marmoset), 5274 nucleotides. The record is from RefSeq and is a predicted model, not a curated record. NCBI's taxonomy places the organism in Eukaryota, Metazoa, Chordata, Mammalia, Primates, Cebidae.
UUCGGGGGCAGGUCCUCGUAAAUCCUGUGGAGGGCGCUGACCCUGCGCCCCGGCUUCGAGGUCAGAAAUCGGUUCCCUCUGGGGACCUGCGGGGCGAGAGCGCUCUGGCCCCUGAAGUGCGAAGUUGCAUCUUUAUUGGGGUCCGGGAUUCCGCGCCUGGCGCUGUCUCCAGCCUGGUGGCGGGCAAGCCUGGCGUGCCAGGUCCAGGAUGCGCUAGAGGAGCGUUUGCAGCCGUCACUGAAUCGCCUGAGGACUAGCGGGGCAAGCCUGAAAUUAACCGCAGCGUUUGCACCAAUAUGAAGGCAAAGCAUGUCCAGACCCAGGCGAAGGUUCCUGCUGACCCAGGCUCUCACCGGCACGUUGUCCUUUACUGUCCUCCUGAGGGUGUCUGGAGCUUCAGUGCUGUGUGCUCUCAGCCUCCAUGCUGGAGUACCACCGACUCCCGCUGUCCAGGACUUGCAGUGGACUCUCCGAGGCACUGAUGUAGAAUCUUCCCCAUUCGCGGCACCAAGAGCAGCCUCACAUGGUGUGGGCUGACAUGAAGAGCUGCCAGAUCCAACAGAGAUUGGGUUGGUAACAUUGAAGAGACACUUCUCACCUGCCUGAAAUGCCCUACGUUAUCUUCAAGUUGCAAGGGCUCUGGAACAGCCCUUGCAGUGCUCCCGUAAAGGACAUCACUGCCAACUUCAGGGAAGCGGGAACACAGCUGCUUGCUUUACAGUAUGGGCUGCUUUUGUGCCUGGAAUGUGUGUGAUGUCCUGAGACCUGUACCUAUUUCAGGGAGCCUUGGGAGGAGCCUGAAUCACUGAUGGAAUUGGACGGUGCAUGGAGAUGGUUGAGCCAGAUGAGGUCCCUGGCUGUGCCUGGGUUCCCCAAAUGUCACCAUGGCGGCACCUGGAAGGGUGUGUUCCAGGCAAACCACAGAGGUGAACUUUCCUGAUAUCGUUGAGAAUUCCUACACCCAGCAGGAAGAGACCAAACCGAGUUUCAGAGACAGCAAAAAUAGACUUCUUCUGAGCCAGGUGGCCUACUUCCAGAACUACCGGCUGAAGACAGACAAAGAUCGAAAAGAUGACGAUGAAGAACAGAAAUACAGAGACCGCAAAAAUAAACUUUUUUUGAGUCAAGUGGCCUACUACCUGGGCUGCCGGCAUAAGAUGGAAGGCAAGUUCCAUGGGUUCACCAUCACGGAAGUGCUGAACAAUGUCUUGUCUUAUCUCUGAGAAAUUACACACUCUCGUCUUCAAAGUUAAUUUAAUCCUUUCCAUACUACUAGGAAAAUAGCAAUGGGUAUUUUAACAUUAUGGUAAAGAUGGAAGUCAGAGGCCAAGGCAUUUAGCAACACUGCCACAUCUGCAGUAAGGUGGGUGUCGGACUAGGGUUAAUAACGCAGCUAACGAUUCCUGACACAGGCACAGAACCACCUGUUUUUCUCAGGAAGAGACUAAAUCACGUUGUCAGGAAUUCUCUCUAACACAUAGGAUCCUUCAGAACUUAUAAGCAAGAUAAAGGUAGAAGCGUUUAUAUCCUGGUUUCAGGGUGACUGAAUAGCUAAGACAAGUUGACUCUAAGGAGAUCAAGAGUGGAGAUAAGAAGAGUAAAAGCAGGGAAACACCAUGUGCAAUAGGCAAGGCUGUCAGUGAGAUCCCUCAGUCCUGAUUAAACCAACUUAUCGUCACCAGUUUGUAACCCAUUAUGUGUCUGGGUUUCUUCUCCCCAGUCCCUGGCUUUCUGUGUUGUGCCCAAAAAGUCAACAUGGUGGCAUCUGGCAGGCCUCCUUUUAGAAUAAACCGAGAGGUGAACGUUCCAGAAGGCAUUGAGAAAUCCAGCUCACAACAGGAAGAAAACAAACCGAAUGUCAGAGCCAGCAAAAACAGACUUCUUCUGAGCCAGGUGGCCUACUUCCAGAACUACCGGAUGAAGACAGACAAUGAUCGAAAAGAUCACGAUGAAGAACAAAAAUACAGAGACAGCAAAAACAAACUUGUUAUGAGUCAAGUGGCCUACUACCUGGCCUGCCGGCUGAGGAUGAAAGUCCCUGGCUUUCUGUAUUACCCAAACAUCAGCAAGGUGGAUUCCGGUAAGCUUCCUUCCAGAAAAGACCCAGAGGUGAACGUUCCAGAAGCCAUUGUGAAAUCCUGCUCCCAGCGGGAAGAUAACAAACCGGAUGUCGGAGUCCGCCGAAAUAGAUGUCUUCUGAGUGAGGUGGACUACUCCCUGAACUACCGGCUGAGGGCAUACGGUGAUCAAGGUUAUUAUGAAAAACGGAAAUACAGAGAUAGCAAAAAUAAGCAUUUUACAAGUCAAGCGGCCUUCUGCCUGGGCUCUUGGCUGAAGACGGAAGUCCCUGGCUUUCUGUAUUCUGCCCCAAACGUCCACAUGGUGGCGUCUGGCAGGCCUUCUUCCAGAAUACACCCAGAGGUGAACUUUCCAGAAGGCAUUGAGAAAUUCUGCUCACAACAGGAAGAAAACAAACCAAAUGUCGGAGCCAGCAAAAACAGACUUCUUCUGAGCCAGGUGGCCUACUUCCAGAACUACCGGCUGAAGACAGACAAAGAUCGAAAAGGUCAUGACGAAGAACAGAAAUACAGAGACAGGAAAAAUAAACUUUUUAUGAGUCAAGUUGCCUACUACCUGGGCUGCCAGCAUAAGACGGAAGUCCCUGGCUCUCUGUUAUCUUGUUCAAACAUCAGCAAGGGGGCAUCUGGCCGGCCUCCUUACAGAAAAUACACAGAGGUGAACGUUCCAGAAGGCAUUGAGAAAUCCUACUCCCAGCAGGAAGAUAAACCGAAUGUCAGAGUCAGCAAAAAUAGAUGUCUUCUGAGUGAGGCGAACUACUCCCUGAACUGCCGGCUGAAGACCUACAAUGAUCAAAAAGAUCAUGAUGAAGAACAGAAAUGCAGAGACAGCAAAAAUAAACAUCUUAUGAGUCAAGCGGCCUACUACCUGGACUGCCGGCUGAAGAGGGAAGGAAGUCAAGGUGAUGUUGAGGAAGAGGAGGAGAAAGGGCCAGUGCCCCCCAGGAAUCUGCAGGAGUCUGUGGAGGAGGAAGCCCCCCAGGAGUCCUGGGAUGAAGGUGAUUCGACUCUCUCAGUUCCUCCUGGCCCAUCUGCCUUCAAUGAGACUUUGAGGAGCAACUUGCACUCAUUAGAGGAGCAGCAAGUCAUCUCGGCUGUUGACAUAGACAAGAUUAAAAAUGACCAAGAAGAAGAAGAAGACCAAGGCCCACCAUGCCCCAGGCUCAGCAUGGAGCUGGUGGAAGCAGAAGAACCUGAAGUCUUCCGGUCCUCACUGGAUGUAUUGUAUUCAACUUAUGCAGCUUAUCCUGAAUUUUAUUUCACAUGCCAGGCUUACACAUAUGUGAUUUUUUUAUUUGUGGAAGAGCAUGUUCGCUUGACUUUGGACAUGGACAGUAGGUUUCUUACUACGACGGUGACAAGACUCCUUCCCCUGGUCUCCCGGGUAGGGGUCAUAUUUCCACACUAAGACAGCGUGUCACGUGGGACUCUGCCACUGCAGAGUAUGAACACCACCAUGUUCUUGCUGAAACACUUAGCCUGAGUUUCAUAGCCUGAGGUAAUCUCCAGACAACUUCAGAAUGUAGAGCAGUGAGCAGCACAAGUGACCUUUCUCCUUCAGAAAGCCCAUGUCACCACAAAUCACACAACCAAAAGGAGAAGAGACAUUUUGGGUUGAAAAAGAGUAAAGAGAUAAUGUAGCUACAUUUCUUUAGUUCUUUUGAACCCAAAGUGUCUCCUCACCUUUUGUUGUUGUCAUUGAUGGUGGUGACAUGGGCUUGUUUGUAGAGGACAGGUCAGCUGUCUGACUCAAAGCUCCACCCUCUGAAGUUGUCUGAAAAUGUCCUCAUGAUUAAAUUCAGCCUAAGUGUUUUUCCGGGACUCUGCAGGGUCAAUGCUACCUCACCCAUCUGCAGGCAGAGAAGGUCCUGUGUGUCUCCCACCGUGAUUGUGAUACCAGGACUGUUCCACCAUUUGUCUACCAUCAUGAUCCUGAUACCAGGACUCUUCCACCAUUUGUGUUCCACCAUGUUCGUGGUACCAGGACUGUUCCACCAUUUGUCUACAACCAUGAUUGUGAUACCAGGAAACCACCGUUUGUCUAUUACCAUGAUCGUGGUACCAGGACUGUUCUACCAUUUGUCUACCACCAUGAUUGUGAUACCAGGACUGUUGCACCAUUUGUCUACCGCCAUGAUUGGGGUACCAAGACUGUGUUACCUUUUAUCUACCAUUGUGAUUGUCAUACCAGGACUCUUCCACCAUUUGUCUAUCACCAUGAUCGUGAUACCAAAACUCUUCCACCAUUUGUCUAAGAUUAUGAUCGUGAUACCAGGACUGUUCCUUCAUUUGUCUACCAUCAUGAUCGUGAUACCAGGACCGUUUCACUAUUUGUCUAUCACCAUUAUCGUGAUGCCAGAUCUGUACCUUUCAGAGACAGCUUAUUUAUACCGAAGUAAUUGGAAAAAUGGUUUUUAAAAGUAUUAAUAUGCUGUGUUCAAAUGACCCUCAACAUUUUCUUCAUUAAUCAUCCCUGGCGUUGUCAAUUGUUAUAUUUAUAUCUCUCUAGUGGAAAUUUUCAAUUUUUCCUGUAUCUUUGCUUUUCCUAGUUGUCUGUUGUUGGAAAAAAAAAGUUCCUGCCUGCAUUUUAAUUUUUGCCAAAGUUAAUUUUAAUCUAUACUAUUAAAAUGUUUUCUCUUAAGACUGUCAGCACAUAAGGCCACAGCAAAACAGAAUUCACUGAUUUUGAAGCCUUUUUUGAUUUGUUGCUGACAAGAGACGUUGUUUUCUUAGCUGCUAAUAACUAUUUGAGCAGUCAGGAAAGGUCUAUCAGACUAAGGACAUGAAAAGCCCAGGCCAUUCUCUUUGAGUCUUUUAAACUAUUUCAAAAGAGAAGAGAAUAGGUAGAUUCCACAUAUGUGGACAGGAAGGAGAAUACACUAAAAGCAACAGACAACUAUUUCCCAAAACAGAAAAUUAGAUUUAAAUAAACAUACAGCAUUAAAAUUCAUUAAACAUUUUCUCAUGAAAUGUAAUCUCUAAACUUACCUGUUAUAUGAAAGUCAGUUCUUAACAUGCCACACUGCAUUGACUGUUGACAUUCAUAAGAACAUAUUUCCAAGUUUAUUAUUUGAAAAUGCAAAUGGACUGUAAUUCUUUUUUGCAGUAAUCUUUUUAAGAUUGAAGAUUUUAUUCAAAAUAAAACCAGAGAUUUUAAAGAUUGAAAAUGACAUUAAAAUUUAUCUUCUCAAAAUAA